AUGCCACAAUCAAAGGAUUCAUCAUUUAUUAAUGCCAAAUCAAGUGAUCCAGAUGAAAUUAAUAUAAGAACUCUUUAUAAGAAAACAUGUGCGCUUGCAUUCAUGCAACCGCAAGAAGUUGGAAAAAUAUGGACAUUGAUUAUGGAUCAAUUUCAAGAUAUUGAGGUAUUUUACGAUUAUGUCACAAGUACGUGGGUGGAUGAUGAUGCGUUGUUCGAUUUAUCAUUGUGGAGUUAUUUUGAUUUUAAAAGUUCAAGAACAAAUAAUAGCUUAGAAGGUUGGCAUCAUUGA
This is a messenger RNA of Didymodactylos carnosus, 291 nucleotides long. NCBI's taxonomy places the organism in Eukaryota, Metazoa, Rotifera, Eurotatoria, Philodinida, Philodinidae. The record is from the annotation of a GenBank genome assembly.